AAUAAGAAUAAACAGAAUUAUGAAGACAAAGUUUUACCGCUUCCUGUGUAUUGUUGUGUAUGUCCUAUCUUUGCUCAUGAAUGGCUCAUCAGCAGCAACACCUCCAACAAGUAAUACUUCAACUUCUUGUAACAGAACCUGUGGAGGAAUCUCGAUCCCCUUCCCGUUCGGAAUCGGUGGGAAGGAUUGCUAUCUCAACAACUGGUACGAGGUUGUAUGUAACACCACCACUUCCGGGUCUUCCAGCACAACUGUUCCACUCCUGUCUAGAAUCAAUAAGGAAGUGGUGAACAUCUAUCUUCCAGAUGGUUAUCCUGAACCAUACGGAGUGGUUCACAUCAAAGGUCCUGUGACUUCGUUGGGUUGUUCUAGUAAUACUAGUCAAGUACCACAAAAGUCGCUCUCGGGUUUGAAUGUCACAGGCAAGGGUAGCCCAUAUUUCCUCACUGACGAGAACCGCCUCGUGGCGGUUGGCUGUGGUACCAAGGCUUUGAUGACGGAUAUUGAAUCAGAGAUCUUGGGUUGUGAGUCGAGUUGUGAAGACAGCACGAGUAGUAAAGAAGUAACAAACUCGAUUUGUAACGGUUACAAAUGCUGCCAGGCAAGAAUACCGACCGAGCGUCCGCAAGCAAUGGGUGUCAACAUAGAGAUCAAUAAUGGUACAGGAGGAGGAGGGUGCAAAGUUGCUUUUUUGACGAACACGAGGUAUUUACCGUCAAAUGUUACAGAGCCAGAAAAGUUCCAUGCCGAUGGCUACGCGGUGGUAGAGCUAGGAUGGUACUUUGAUACUUCAGAUUCUCGCUUUAGGAACCCCUUGGGUUGCAUAAAUCUGACCCGUUCUAAUGGGUCUUACUUUGCGGACGACAACUGCCUUUGCCAGUACGGGUACUUUUCCGAUAUCAAUUAUAGGAACUGCUAUUGCGGCAAUGGCUUCACAGGAAACCCAUACAUACGAGGCGGAUGCAUAGACAUUGAUGAAUGCAAAGUACCCAACAAGUGCGGAGAAGAUACUUGUGAGAACAUUGUUGGAAUGUACAAAUGUGUGCCAAAGAUAACCAAGCCAGCCAAACCCGCUGUUCUUCGAGGGGUCCUUAUAGGUUUGUUGGGACUUCUGUUUCUUGUUAUUGGGAUUUUCGGGUUAUUCAAAGUUAUUAGAAAGCGACGGAGGAUCAUCCGUAGUAUGAAGUUCUUCAAACGUAAUGGAGGCUUGUUGUUGAAACAACAGUUAACAACAAAAGACGGUAGUGUCGAGAUGUCAAAAAUAUUCAGCUCGAGAGAGUUGGAGAAAGCCACUGAUAACUAUAGCAUUGAUAGAGUGCUUGGGCAAGGUGGUCAAGGCACUGUGUACAAGGGAAUGCUAGUAGAUGGGAGUAUUGUUGCUGUUAAAAGAUCGAAAGUUGUGGAUGAAGACAAAAUGGAAGAGUUUAUCAAUGAGGUCGUCCUUCUCUCACAGAUUAACCAUAGGAACAUUGUGAAACUCUUGGGAUGCUGCUUGGAGACAGAAGUACCAAUCUUGGUGUAUGAAUAUAUUCCCAAUGGAGAUCUGUUCAAGCGGCUUCAUGAUGAAUAUGAUGAUUACAAGAUGACUUGGGAAGUGCGACUUGGCAUAGCCAUAGAGAUCGCAGGAGCUCUUACAUACAUGCACUCAGCUGCAUCUUUUCCAAUAUUCCACAGAGAUAUCAAGACUACCAAUAUACUAUUGGAUGAGAAAUACCGAGCAAAGAUGUCUGAUUUCGGAACUUCAAGAUCGGUAACCACUGAUCAAACUCACUUGACAACAUUAGUUGCGGGAACUUUUGGGUACAUGGAUCCAGAGUACUUCCUGUCGAGCCAGUACACUCACAAAAGCGAUGUAUAUAGUUUCGGGGUUGUGUUGGUGGAGCUCAUAACAGGAGAAAAACCAAUGUCCCGUGUCCGGUCUGAAGAAGGCAUAGGUUUGGCAACUUAUUUCCUCGAAGCAAUGAAAGAGAACAGAGCUGUUGACAUAAUUGAUAUUCGGAUCAGGGAAGAAAGCAAGCAAGUAAUGGCGGUAGCAAAACUCGCCCGAAAAUGUCUUAAUCGAAAAGGGAAUAAGCGGCCAAACAUGAGAGAGAUUUCAAUGGAGCUAGAGAGGAUCCGUUCAUCACCCAAAGAUUUAGAUGUCCAUCCGGAAGAAGAAGAAGAAGAAGAGGAUCAACUUAUGGAAAUCAACAGAAUAUAUGAUUCUUGAAACAUCUUAAAUAAGACUUUGCUGGAACAAUUGUUAUAUCUAUAAAAACUAAGUGUUCAAAGUGUUGCUAGUUGGAGUUAAAAUGCCUCUUAUUAAGUGUAAGAACCUGUAAACCCACUCACUAUUUUUCCUUGAAAAUCUAGGGUUUCCGA
Molecule: messenger RNA, 2361 nt
Organism: Arabidopsis lyrata subsp. lyrata
Lineage: Eukaryota; Viridiplantae; Streptophyta; Magnoliopsida; Brassicales; Brassicaceae
Product: wall-associated receptor kinase-like 3
Exons: 3
Coding region: 20-2209 (729 amino acids)
Biological process (GO): cell surface receptor signaling pathway; protein phosphorylation
Cellular component (GO): plasma membrane
Molecular function (GO): polysaccharide binding; calcium ion binding; ATP binding
Source: RefSeq, a predicted model, not a curated record